Molecule: messenger RNA, 1331 nt
Organism: Nasonia vitripennis (jewel wasp)
Lineage: Eukaryota; Metazoa; Arthropoda; Insecta; Hymenoptera; Pteromalidae
Exons: 2
Coding region: 807-1331 (174 amino acids)
Source: RefSeq, a predicted model, not a curated record
ACUCUAGCUUCAGUUUCUUCCGAUUGUAGACCACCUCCUUGCUGAAGAUGUUGUUGGAGUUGAAAUUGCACACAUGAAAGAUGUGUCAUACAAGUUUGAUAUUUCUGCUUUUCUCCUCUUGCAAGAUUAACUUUGUCGAUUUUUUCAUUCAAUUCCUUUAUUGUGGAAUUGCACAUGUCCAGCCAAUAAUGAAUAUCAUUAUUGCUCAUUUCAUGUAUAUUUCGCAAAGUAUCACGCACUACUUCAACAAGGCGUUCAAAAAGUUGAAAUGAAGCCAUAUUUACUUUUUCACUUAAUACUCACAAAACAGAAUUGUAUAAAGAACUAGUUUCGUGUACUGUUGCAGACGAAGUCUGCUCCUCACAGUAAAAUUUCUUGCUAUAUAUAGACGAGACCACGAAAGAAAAGGAGGAAAAUUUUAGAAACUACCAAUGAAUAGGAAGUUUGACAAGAAGAAGGGAUAUUUUCUUGGGAAGGGAUGGAUUUUCUAUCUUUGCUCCAAUGAGAAGUGGUCAUCUUCGACAUUGAAAAGCUGAGGAGUAAGUCAUGACGAGGAGAAGGGAUAUUUUCUUGGGAGGGGAUAAAUUUUCUAUUUUUAGACCAAUGAGGUCUAUGCUUCUUUUUGACAACCAAUUGUGUGACAACCAAGGUGGAGUUUCUUCUUAUAUAAGCAGGAUGACAAAAUUCAUCUGUUCAUUUACAAUAAAUUCGCCUUAUAGAACUAUCUCUACGAAGCUGCAAGAUGACUGCAAUGUGUGAAUACAAAAAGAUGUUUCAAAAUACCAUACUGAAAUAUCCGGAAGAAAAUGUUUAUAUUGUUGACACAAGGAUUUCAAAGAAUUGCUGCGGAUACUUUCAUUUUCAAAGAAAUUAGUUUUCUCAACAUAAGAAAAACAGCUUUACCAACUGCUUACCUCUUCAAGUCUCCAAUGCCGUGGGAAGAAUUUACCGAGGAAGAAAAAUGUAUGAUACAUUGGCUAGAAAAAAGUCACCAUGGAAUUGAAUGGAAUUCUGGUGACAUUCCAUAUCAUCGACUUCAACAUGUCUUACAAAUCUUUACACGAGAUGUUAAAAAGAUAUUCGUUAAGGGAGAACAGAAAGCACUGUGGUUGAAAAAUUAUUUGCCGAAUACUCUAAUAUGUAAUGUCGAAGAUCUUGGAUGCCCUCCGCUCGAGAACAUAAAAAGUAAUAAAAAUUACUUUUGCUUGCACCAUCAUCUUUCUAUUAGAAGAAAACCAUCAUGUGCCGUCCAUAAUGAUCUUUCAAUAAGAGCAUGGUUAUUAAAUUAUUUGUCUGAAAAAUUUAGUCAAGAUGAAGUUGAUAAUUAUUAA